Ciona intestinalis (vase tunicate) is the source of this 1981-nucleotide messenger RNA. Lineage: Eukaryota; Metazoa; Chordata; Ascidiacea; Phlebobranchia; Cionidae. The record is from RefSeq and is a predicted model, not a curated record.
AUCAGCACAUUAAGGUUUAAAUGUUGCUGUUACAUUUAGUAACCGUUGCUUUGCACGUUUUAUUGUUGCACGGCAAUGUAUCAAAUGCAAGACCAAUUUUCAGUGCCAGCAGUGAUCAGAUUUUGAACAACAGAAUGAAGAGGUCGGAGCAAUCGAGUGUUUUGUUAGAACUUAACAGCAACAUGGUAUUGAAUGGGGAGAGUCAUUCACCUUUGGAAACACUUCGAAAGAAGAGAUCAGAAGAAGCUUAUCGUCCUCCCAUUUCUCCCACGGGUCUUGAUAGAAAGAAGAGAUCAGAAGAAGAAGCUGAUCUACCUUCCGUUACUGGCCUUGAAAGAAAGAAAAGAUCGAUCGGAAUUUUUUCUUAAAAUACAAAGUCCUUUGAAAUGAUAUUUAUAGACUUUGCUAAAAUAUUCGUCCGCAAAUGUUUUGCGCUUGAUACAGUCAUUGGUUCGAGGUAGCAGAGGAAAUGGGUCACAGAACAAAUAAACAAACAGAUUGUGCUGAAUCUGGGGAGAAGCAAAUUAAUUCAUGAUUGCCGGAACUAUAUAUAUGUCGGUGACGAAGCUCAAUAUCAGUAUAUGGCUAUUCUGUUCAUGGUAGUACGGAGAGUUUCUUCUAAAAUCAUCGUCCAAAAAUAUAAUAUAUUCACAAUCUGCACUCAAAAUAGUCACAAUUUCAUGGAAACGUAGAAGCACACAAAACAAACAGACAGACUGAUUGUGCGAAGCAACUCAACUCAUGAUUACCGGAACCAUAUGGUUAUGAUUGAGAGGCUCACUAACAGUAUAUGACUAUUCUGUUUAUUAUAGCAGCAAACCUAAUAGGAAUGACACAUCGUCUAGUUGCUUAUAGGUUUAUUUUAUUUCAAUAGACAUACUGUUUUAGUUUAUGUAUAGUAAAUAUAUUCGGAUGACAACUAUAUAUUAGCUAUAUUUUUUGGUUAUAUUUUGAAGUUGUUUUGUUAUAUUUUGAAGUUUUCAAAAACACGAAAACCGUGUAGCCUACUGCAGCCGUUUUAGGUAACUGAGCGGAAAGGUGCACCAAAACCUUUUCAGCUUUACUUUUGCUGUAAAGUAAAACACUUCGCAAUAAUUUAUCGGAGUAGUACAAUUACAUAAGUGACGUACGAAUUUGUUUAAUUUAGUGAUCAACAGAAUUAAUUUGACAUGUUGCUGUUACAUAUAGCAGCCGUUGCUUUCAACGUUCUAUUGUUGUGUGGUGAUGGAUCAAAUGCAAGACCAAUUUUCAGUGCCAGCAGUGAUAAGAUUUUGAUCAACAGAAUGAAGAGGUCGGAGCAGUCGAGUGUUUUGUUAGAACUUGACAGCAACAUGGUAUUAAAUGGGGAAAGUCAUUCACCUUUGGAAACACUUCGGAAGAAGAGAUCAGAAGAAGCUUAUCGUCCUCCUAUUUCUCCCACGGGUCUUGAUAGAAAGAAGAGAUCAGAAGAAGAAGAAGUUUAUGGCCCUCCCCAAGGUCUUGAUAGAAAGAAGAGAUCAGAAGAAGAAGAAGUUUAUGGCCCUCCCACUGGCCUUGAUAGAAAGAAGAGAUCAGAAAAAGAAGAAGUUUAUGCCCCUCCCAAUGGUCUUGAUAGAAAGAAGAGAUCAGAAGAAGAAGAAGUUUAUGGCCCUCCCAAUGGCCUUGAUAGAAAGAAGAGAUCAGAAAAAGAAGAAGUUUAUGGCCCUCCCAAUGGUCUUGAUAGAAAGAAGAGAUCAGAAGAAGAAGAGGUUUAUGGCCCUCCCAAUGGUCUUGAUAGAAAGAAGAGAUCAGAAGAAGAAGAAGUUUAUGGCCCUCCCAAUGGUCUUGAUAGAAAAAAGAGAUCAGAAGAAGAAGAAGCUUAGAAGAAAAGAUCCGAAGAAUAUCGGAUUUAGUUUUCACGUUGGAAGAUACAUUGAUAACCAGGAUAAUAAACAGAAACCCCUUUUUGCUUUCUUUGUUUGACUGUUUUAUUAUUCGGAAAUAAAAGAAUAUAAUUCCUUGA